Messenger RNA from Gadus macrocephalus (Pacific cod), 2759 nucleotides. It is a transcript of the gene eif4e2, whose product is annotated as eukaryotic translation initiation factor 4E family member 2. The record is from RefSeq and is a predicted model, not a curated record. Gene Ontology annotation, biological process: translational initiation. Lineage: Eukaryota; Metazoa; Chordata; Actinopteri; Gadiformes; Gadidae. The transcript has 7 exons. Bases 140 to 841 code for a protein of 233 amino acids. Gene Ontology annotation, molecular function: RNA 7-methylguanosine cap binding; translation initiation factor activity. Gene Ontology annotation, cellular component: cytoplasm; eukaryotic translation initiation factor 4F complex.
CCCUAGCUGUCAUGAUCAGCAUGACAAAAGCCGACCCAAGCCGUUGCGUGCGCGUCCACACGUUUAUUGUGCGCGCCGCCGUUCCUGCGGAAUUCAGGAGGUUGUGGACGGACACCCAAAGGCUCCACUCCACAGAAUAAUGAACAAUAAAUUUGACGCUCUUAAAGAUGACGAUAGUGGAGACCACGACCAGGACCAAGGCUCACCGAAAAACUGUGAGAAGGAAAAAAAUGAAGACGAAGACAAGGAACAGAACAAUGCCAAGAAAAAAAUGGUGGUACCAGGGCCCGGAGAGCAUCCCCUUCAGUACAACUACACCUUCUGGUAUUCAAGACGCACCCCAGGGAGACCUGCCAGCACCCAGAGCUACGAGCAGAACAUCAAACAGAUCGGCGGCUUUGCCUCGGUGGAGCAGUUCUGGAGGUUCUACAGCCACAUGAUCCGCCCAGGAGACCUCACGGGACACAGUGACUUCCACCUGUUCAAGGAGGGCAUCAAGCCCAUGUGGGAGGACGAUGCCAACAAGAUGGGAGGGAAGUGGAUCAUCCGGCUGAGGAAGGGGCUGGCAUCGCGCUGCUGGGAGAACCUGAUCCUGGCCAUGCUGGGGGAGCAGUUCAUGGUGGGGGAGGAGAUCUGUGGGGCUGUUGUGUCCGUGCGCUUCCAGGAGGACAUCAUCUCCAUCUGGAACAAGACGGCCAGCGACCAGGCCACCUCGGGCCGCAUCCGAGACACCCUGCGCAGGGUGCUCAACCUGCCCCCCAACACCAUCAUGGAGUACAAGACGCACACAGACAGCAUCAAGUAUAGCCUGGGUAGACUUCCAUGGUCUGGUGACUGCUAGCGGAGGUCGCUGAAGCCACUCCCCCCACCAACCCCACCCCCAGUGCCGACAGUAAGAAGCGCAUUAUUCUUUGUUUCCAAACCGAACGGUGCACCGUUUGAUCCCCAAUGUCUGAAGUCCACCUAGAGACAUCCGCACGCCUCCCUGCCUCCCAAUGUUUUCACGGUCCCUUUUUAGCCCUGGAUAAAGCUUCUGCAAUAUAACUAUAUAGUUAUUUUUCAAUUCCGUUUAAGGAUAAUUGGACGUUGACAAACCGCCUCUUCUGGCCCCCUUCCAGAACAGAGCCUGUCUGCUUUGUCUCAGGUGUUCAUGCCUGGGGUACGGCUGCUGUGCGUAGCUUGGGUGUUUUUUUUAAUAGCUAGGCGUUGACCGACAUGAACAUCACGACGACUCGAUGUCGUAUUGACGGAACGCAUUAUUUAUAAGUUAACUAAUUGAAUCAAUGAAUUGUGCAACGAAACAAACGGACAAUGGAAUAAGAAAAUCCAAACCUCAAUGAGGUCGAGGCGAGGCGGUAGCCACAAUGAGUUUGUUUGUUUCCUCUGCUGUGUAGAUGUGAUUGGAUGACGGCUUGGGGGAAGGAAAAGUCCAGGGAUGGACACCUCUGCUGCAACCAAGCAGAGUUUUAACAUGGAGACGGAGUGACUAAAAGGACAAGUAGCCCAACCUGCUUUGUCUUGCCAUGGAUCAUGAACUAUUGGAACUGAACCAAAAAAAAAAUGCAUUUGAGAGAACAUGGAUCUGAGCUGUCCGUUCGAGAGAGAAAUACUUUCUUAGUUUCAGGUGUGUGUGUGUGUGUGUGUGUGUGUGUGUGUGUGUGUGUGUGUGUGUGUGUGUGUGUGUGUGUGUGUGUGUGUGUGUGUGUGUGUGUGUGUGUGUGUGUGUGUGUGUGUGUGUGUGUGUGUGUGUGUCUUUUUAUUUAAAGAAAUGCGUAGUGCAACUGCCCUUGCUCACCACUAGAGGGAGCCUGUGGGACACGUUUGUUGAGCUGGCCAACAAAAGAAGAGUACUUGACUAGGGUUUCUAUGUGUCCAACAUAAGCUGAUCAGUGAUGUAAAACCGAUACGGUUUUAUUGUGUAAAACAAUCACACGUGCCCUUUGUCAAAAUUUAAGUAAAUUACAGAGACAGUUUUAUUAGCAAUCUGAGACAAACCAGAUCGCAGGUGUUAUUUUAUUAUAGUACUUUAUUUUAACUAUGAAACAUCUGGUUAUUUGAACUAGAAAUAUUAUUUGUCUACAAAAAUAUAUUUGUAAAAACGAAAAAAACAACUGACCACUCAAGAGAUUCGCCCUUUUGGAAUCAGAAACUAAGUUUCUUCUCCUUGUCCGUCUUAACCCCUGGACGAUGACUCUCAAAGGAUGAGCAAGACCCUAAAAAAAAAAAAGAUAAACGAGUCUGGCAGAGAGUCUGGAAGGUUCUGUGCCGUAGGCGUCUAUGGAAGGGACUGUCAAAGCUGCCUAUAUCACUGUGCCUGACCUGGGGCCCGCGCCCGCGCCCGCUGACCAGGUUCUCAUAACCUCCGACCUUCUGUGUGGCUAAAGGGUCCUUCGACCCGGGGGCCCCCGCUGUGCCGUCCUCUCACACGCACGGGAUGGAUGAACAGGGGCCCUGGCGGUGGACUGAUCCCACCAGACCCCUCCCAUGGUUGUCCUUUUGUACUGAGGAUUUGAAACUAGGAGCAGGGGCUUGGGACUCCUCCAGCCCCGUUACAGUUUUUCCACCAAUCCCUCUGGAUCUUUAAUUUGUUUUUACAGAAUUUCGGAGUUUGUUUUGUGCGUUAAACUGUAAUGCUGCCUAGGAUUGGAUACGUGGUGCUCGGAUCAGGUGUGGGUCAAAAACAAAAGAGGAAAAGUAUUGUCUGAUGUACACCUGAUGGAUUAUAGCAAUAAAUGUCAAAUAUGCAUCUGCUGCUAUAA